CCGCACGUGUCUGCGUGAGUCUCGGAGCAGCGAGGGCGCAGCAGCAUGUUCGGUAGCCGGAGCAGUCUUCUCUUCCUGGACACAGCAGAGAACUGCUGGCAGGACCCACCAUCCCUGGCAGCGGUGGAAGCAUCCUGGGAUGUUGCAGAGAUGGCAGCUCUGUGGAAAGCUGCAGAUGAUGACUUGGACCUGAGCCACCUGGAGGAGGAGGAUAGUGUGGAGCAGCUGGCUGUGCAGGACCCAGAGCUGGAGGCCAUCAAAGCCAGAGUGCAGGAAAUGGAGGAAGAGAAUGAGAGGCCGAUGGAGUUGGAGCUGGGUGCUGAGAACUGCCUCAUGGAGAGCUCGGAGACAGAUUUCUUCCUGAAGAUGGAGGCUGACCAGCGAUCCAUCUACGUGGGCAAUGUGGACUAUGGGAGCACAGCAGAAGAGCUGGAGUUUCACUUCAACAGCUGUGGGGAGAUCAAGCGAGUAACCAUCCUCUGUGACAAGUUCUCAGGACACCCCAAAGGGUAUGCCUACAUUGAGUUUGAAGAGAAGAGCUCUGUUAAGGCUGCGGUGGAGCUGGAUGGCAGUGUGUUCAGAGGCCGUGUCAUUAAGGUGCUGCCCAAGAGGACCAAUAUGCCGGGAUUAAGCACCACUGACCGUGGGGGCUACCGGGGCCACUUCCAAUCCCGAGGAGGGCUGGCCCAGUGGGGAAGCUACUACAGAGGGCAGCAGGCAAGGAUGCGAGGGAGGAUGUACAGAGGUCGGCAAAGGCUGCUGCCUUGGUAUUUCCCAUACUAGAAAGGACUGGACCGCCCUGGUGAUGCUGACGGAACUGAAAUGAGGAGAUGGGAUUGGAGAGAUUUAAAAAUACACCCACCCAAGCCAAUAAAGAUUAAUUUUAAACAGCCAUCUGCCUGGCCGUGAGGAUUACUGGUAACACAGCCACGUCAGGCUUUUUCUAGGGCUUUAAACUUUCCAUUUAGUAGCUUUGUAAAUUCCUGAGACUUAAUUUUUAACAAAAACUACUUUGGGAUGGUUGGACUUUCUUGUGGAAGAGAAAAUACUGAGCUCCUUUCUCUGUGAGUGUAAAGACAGACUUUUAUGUGAAAACCUUUUGAUGUAUCAGUGUACAGCUGUGCCUUGUUUAGAUGGUGGGAGAUGCUUGAAUGCUUUCUUGUUCCAUUAUUUGACAAAUUGUUGUUGAUUAAAUGUAUUUAAGUUGUUUGAGAAGGUAUUGUAAAUGUCACUUAUUUUUAAAAUAAAUGAUCCUACUGUGUGAACUUCAUCUGCAGUGAGACUGCUGG
Molecule: messenger RNA, 1289 nt
Organism: Cuculus canorus (common cuckoo)
Lineage: Eukaryota; Metazoa; Chordata; Aves; Cuculiformes; Cuculidae
Gene: PABPN1L
Product: PABPN1 like, cytoplasmic
Exons: 8
Coding region: 46-783 (245 amino acids)
Molecular function (GO): RNA binding
Source: RefSeq, a predicted model, not a curated record